Molecule: messenger RNA, 2471 nt
Organism: Schistosoma turkestanicum
Lineage: Eukaryota; Metazoa; Platyhelminthes; Trematoda; Strigeidida; Schistosomatidae
Source: the annotation of a GenBank genome assembly
GAGUCAAGGUCGAUUUGCGGCUGUUCUAAAUGUUUCGGGACAUAGUUUCCUAACUAUCCACAUAAGAAGUGAUUUGAUUUGCUUUCUCCAUUGGCAUUACCGUCAACUACUCUGCUCGCAGCCAGUCGAUCACAUGAAUUUUGAAGAAAGUUUACAAUCAAGAAAUGACUUCAACUCUAAAAUCAAAUAAAGAUUCCUCAGCUAUUCAUUCAGAUGAGGGCGAUUAUGUUGAUGUUGCUGCUGAAAUGUCGAGAGAAAUCGAAACAGCUAAUGUGGUUGUAAAUAGCUUGACUGACUUCACCCCUGUAUUAGGGGAUGAAAUUUCAUCUCCUGGAAUAUCAUCUGUAAAUGAUUAUGGCAGUUUUGAUCACUUACCUAUUACUUUACAGAAAGACUCACCAACUUGUUUGGCUGGACAACAGAACUUCACAUCGAGUUGUUUUGGUAGGAGUCAGCCGUUAACUGACGUUUUGGUUGGUGUUUCGAAUUCAUACUUAACUAACGGAAAGAAAUUAAAAUCAUCCGGUAAUAAUCCAGAAGUAUUUCUGAGUAGUUCACUUCCAAAUCUGUUUGAAGAGUCUUUGAACUUGAACUCAAUUUCUAAAUCUCUCCCUAUUUUAUGUCAAAUCAAUAAUUAUACUGUACAUUCAGAGAAUGAAUUAUCGGCACACAUUGAUAAUGAUACUAAAAGUAUACCUGGUAGUUCACCAAAAACUAAUCAAUUCACCGAAUCUAAUUCAAAUGAAUGCUGUAAUCUUUCUAAUUCAACGAAAUCAUUAAAUAAUUUAAACACUCCUAUAGAUCAUGAUAAUUUAUCUGAUUAUCAUCAUCAUCAAUCUAUCAUUGAAUCGAAUAAAUCACUUGAUCAUGCACCAAACACAUCUAAUAAUACAGAUGAAUCAGAAAGUUAUAUCUAUCAUAUUAAAUGGAUUAAAUUUAAUAAUCAAACACGUCCAAUUAUAACACAAAAUAAUAAUGGUCCAUGUCCAAUGAUUGCUAUUGCUAAUGUACUUUUAUUACGUGGAACAAUUAAUUUAUCAAAUGAUAGUGAAUUAAUAAGUGGUAAUCGUUUAUUAGCUAUGCUUAGUGAACUACUUUUAUCAAAAGCUCCUAAUGAUCUUGAUUAUGGUCAACAAAUUAAUUAUGAGUCAAAUUUUCGUGAUGCACUUUGUUUAUUUCCCAGUUUACAAACUGGACUUGAUAUAAAUAUCAGGUUUACUGGUGUUUCAGAUUUUGAAUACACUUCAACAUUGAGUUUAUUUGAUUUGUUCAACAUACACAUUUAUCAUGGCUGGCUUGUGGAUCCUGAUGAACAUGAUUUAGCUGCAACUAUUGGUAAUAGAACUUAUAAUCAAUUAACUGAAGAGUUGCUUCGUCUGGAAUCAUCUGAUAAUUUUGAAGAUUUAAAAAGAAGUGCACUUGUUGAAUGGUUUCUAAAUGAAAGCGGUUCACAGUUAACCUUUCAUGGUCUAAGUCAAUUAGUUACAACUUUACAUGACGAAGAAUUGGCUGUGUUCUUUCGAAAUAAUCAUUUUAGCACUAUAUUAAAACAUAAAGAUUCAAUAUUUGUAUUAGUUACAGAUAUGGGUCUUCUCAAUGAACCAAAUAUUGUUUGGGAAUUGCUAAAUGAUUUAGAUGGGGAUACACAAUUUGUCGAUUGCUUGUUUCAGCUGUUUUGUCCAACAACUUCGGAUUCAUCAAAUCAAAAGACAUCUGAUGCUGUUCGUGUUAUUACAGUUAAAUCAGAUAAAUUAGAUUCAAAAUGCAUAAGUGACUGUAAAAGCACUACUAAUAGUAAUAACAGUAAAAAUAAUUUUGCUGAAAAACAACAUUCUGAUUCCAUACCUGUGUAUAAUUUCACUGAGAAUAAUUCAACUUCAUUUGAUUAUGAUUUAUGCAAAAUGCUUCAAGAAGAAGAAAUCAGAGCCUCAAAUCAAGAUCCUGAAACAUUUUGGAAACUAUACAAAUGAAAUAUAUACCUCAAUUAUAGUGUAUUUGUUCUUCCUCUAUUUUACACAUUUCUGUAAAAUAUCAAAUUAAUGGUUAUAAUCAUAGUUGGUCAAAUAUGAAUGAAUUUUUAACUGGAGAAAUAUUCCAGAGAACUACUGCUGACAUAUAUAUGGUAGACUACCAAUCACAACGAUAUUCAGAAGCAGAUUCAUUUAGUAAAUUUUUCUUUUCAUGAAUGAUUUAUAUUGAUAGAAUAAUGACAAAUUAUUAUUAUUAUUAUUACUAUUAUUAUUAUUAAUAAUAAUAAUCUUCUUUCUAACUUAUUCACAUACAUCUAUCAAUUGUUUACUGACUUAAUUGUUAUUUAUUAAUCGUGCCCCAACUUCACAAUAGUAACAAUUGUGAUACAAACAUUGACAGUAAUGAUUCAUAUAAAUAUAAUGCUUGUCAAAAACAAAUACCUCUUAUACUUAUUACUAUGUGAAAGAGAAUAUCCUCUAUAUCUAUAUAUAUAUAUAUAU